Fraxinus pennsylvanica is the source of this 1194-nucleotide messenger RNA. NCBI's taxonomy places the organism in Eukaryota, Viridiplantae, Streptophyta, Magnoliopsida, Lamiales, Oleaceae. The record is from the annotation of a GenBank genome assembly.
AUGGCAGCUCGCUUGUUGUCUUUUGAGGUGGCUGAUCUCUGCUUAGGCAAGCCGCCGCUCCGUGCCCUUUCUGUCUCUGCUACAGUCUGUGAUGCCCUGGUGGCGCUAAAGGCGGCGGAGGAUAAUUCCGUCAGUGUGUGGAAUUGUGAUCACUCUAAGAGGAAUUUGAACGGCGGCGAUGAAAAUUGUGUGUGUGUAGGAAAGAUUUGCAUGGUUGAUAUAAUUUUUUAUCUUUGCAAAGGAGAGAAUUUAUCUUCUCCGGCUUUGGCCUUGAAGUCCCCUGUUUCAGUUUUGCUGUCAAACGUUGAGGGUCUUGUGAGGCACGUGGAAGCCUCUUCAAGCUUACUUGUAGCCAUUGAUCUGAUUCUCCAAGGUGCCCAGAACCUCGUGGUUCCUAUAAAGAGCAACAACUCAGGCAAUUCAAAGAGAAAACAGCUCCUAAAAUCAUCAUCUAUGAGUCCAACAGUUCACAAUGGCCUCGAAUUCUGUUGGCUAACACAAGAAGAUAUAAUGAGAUUCCUUCUUAGCUCAAUUGGCCUUUUCUCCCCAAUACCGACUUUCUCCAUUGAAUCCCUUGGCAUAAUCUGCCCUGAGUUUUUGGCUGUUGGUUACCACUCCCUGGCUUCAUCGGCAAUUGGAGCUAUCUCCCAAUCCCUAGUGGAUCAAACUUCGGUGGCGGUUGUUGAUGAUGAUGGAACUUUGAUUGGUGAGAUCUCACCCUUUGCCCUCAACUGCUGUGACGAGACUGUGGCAGCUGCCAUUACAACACUCUCAGCCGGGGACCUAAUGGCCUACAUUGACUGUGGAGGCCCCCCUGAGGAAAUUGUGAGGGUGGUUGAGGCGAGGUUGAAGGAGAGAAAUCUUGAGGGAAUGCUAGAGGACUUCGUGAUCGAGUCCUCCAACAGUAGUAUUCUCUUCAGUUCGUCUUCUGACGAGGAAUUGCCAUCCCUGACUAGGACAUCGUCGAGGUCAGGGCGAUAUAGUAGGUCUACAAGCUACUCAGCACGAAUGGUGAGAAGGGCAGAGGCAAUAGUGUGCCAUCCCGGUAGUUCUUUGGUGGCAGUUAUGAUACAGGCAAUCGCGCAUAGGGUAAACUAUAUUUGGGUUAUUGAAGGUGACUGCAGUGUAGUUGGAAUUGUAACAUUUGCUACCAUGCUAGAAGUUUUCAGAGAAAAAUUAGAAUCCAUGAUCUGA